GUGAAAGAGUAUGGUUGAAGAGAGAAGAAGCGGUGGAAAUGAAAGUGACAUGGAAGAACAAGAAGAAGAAGCUUUGUUUGCCAGCGUUGUCAUACUUCAUUGAGGACCAACCCUUUCCACAAAAGAACAACGAUGCUGAAGAAGAUGGUGAUGGAUUACAUGCUCCCAAUCCUGAACAGUCCCAACACUCUGACUUGGAGAAAGCAAGACAACUCGCUAAGGAGUUUCAAGCUCAAGGAGACAACCUUGCUGUGGAUGGGAAGUACCGGGAAGCGCUGGGUAAAUGGGAAACUGCUCUUACAUUGGCACCUGAUGUUCCAGUUUUGCAUGAACAAAAGGCACAAGUUUUGCUAGAAAUUGGAGAUGCUUGGAAUGCUUUAAAGGCUGCAACUCGAGCUACUGAAUUGGAACCAUCCUGGGCUGAGGCAUGGGUCACACUUGGCAGAGCACAGCUGAAUUUUGGUGAGCCAGAUAAUGCUAUUGAAAGCUUUGACAGAGCUUUAGCUCUCAAGCCUGAUUAUGAGGAAACUCGAGAUGAUAGGAAAACUGCAUUAAAUCUUGUAAAGAAGAGAAAGCAACUUCACUCAUCAGGCUUGAGUGCCACUCAAAAUCGUUAUGCGGUAGGUGAUAAGGAUGAACGCUCAUGAAGGUAUACAACAGUGGAGAAAGUUAUCCAAAUAUUCCUAUGUCUUAUUUGAUUAUCUCAGUUUCUGUUAAGAUAGGAGAUUUUAAGUUGUAUAUUGUCAGCAACUGAUUGUUCAAAAGGUUCAUUGUGAUGUACAGGUGGCGUGAUAGUUAUGUUUAUGUGUUGAUUAGGUUGUUGCAGAUCGAUUAGGUAAUAAAUGUAGAAUGACCUUGUGCUGAGAAUACUAAAAAUGUGAAAUCUCAAUGUCCAAGACUUCCUGACUUUGGGAGAGUAGAGGUGAGGGACAAUUAUAUGGAGUCUUAUUCUUAUAUUUUUUCUUCAAAGAGACUAUUUU
This is a messenger RNA of Gastrolobium bilobum, 980 nucleotides long. RefSeq lists its product as uncharacterized. Bases 39 to 647 code for a protein of 202 amino acids. The transcript is spliced from 5 exons. The record is from RefSeq and is a predicted model, not a curated record. Gene Ontology annotation, molecular function: protein binding. NCBI's taxonomy places the organism in Eukaryota, Viridiplantae, Streptophyta, Magnoliopsida, Fabales, Fabaceae.